Messenger RNA from Zasmidium cellare ATCC 36951, 684 nucleotides. RefSeq lists its product as uncharacterized. Bases 1 to 684 code for a protein of 227 amino acids. The transcript has 2 exons. Lineage: Eukaryota; Fungi; Ascomycota; Dothideomycetes; Mycosphaerellales; Mycosphaerellaceae. The record is from RefSeq and is a predicted model, not a curated record.
AUGAAGCCCGAAGCCCUGCAGCGCACGUUAGACAACGUAACGAAGUCCGUGGAGAAAGAUGUAGCACUCGCACAGCCUGCCAUGGAAGAGGCCAAAGCGCGGAUCAGCUUCUUCUCACUACCUGCCGAGAUACGCGACCAGAUCUAUGCGCUGGUUCUGACCAGGCGCAGACGCGAGAAAUUCAACUUUUGGCGAGGUCGCUGUGAAAUUGCAAAGGCCCCCGUACGGCCUUUCUGUCUAUCUGGAAUCGGUCAUGGUCUGGCCCGGGCAUCACACCAAGUACGAACAGAAGCUCGCGCUGUAUACUACAGCCAAAACUCCUUCGAAAUUUGCGUCAACGAGGGGAUUUUGAAUAGUAACCUCCACUGGCUGAAGGUGGUCAUGGAACGGAUGAUCCUGCCGCACGGAAGACUCUUCAGGAGACUCUCGAUAUUCUUCCCCCGGGUCAACGCCAUCGACCCUAUCAACCACAUCUGGCUGAAUUACCAUGGCGAAUCGAGGCCGAGCCCGUUCGAUGCAUCCUGGGGUCCUGUUCCUCUGCUCACCCAAGAAAUGAUCCUUUCAGUGUGCAGCAUCCAGAGCGAUAAGCUCCCCCGAGCGGUCGUCACCGUCGCCUGUGAGCCUCACGGGAACGGUCGCGAGCAGAUUGCCGUCCUCGACAUGGCAAAGAUCAUAGCCGAAUAG